Hyaena hyaena (striped hyena) is the source of this 2482-nucleotide messenger RNA. RefSeq names its product ST6 N-acetylgalactosaminide alpha-2,6-sialyltransferase 2 (gene ST6GALNAC2). Lineage: Eukaryota; Metazoa; Chordata; Mammalia; Carnivora; Hyaenidae. The transcript is spliced from 9 exons. The record is from RefSeq and is a predicted model, not a curated record. Gene Ontology annotation, molecular function: sialyltransferase activity. The coding region runs from base 424 to 1665 and encodes 413 amino acids.
GGAAACCACGGUCAAGGGCAGAGCGCGCAGUGCGCGGCCCACCCGGCAGGUGGCGGCGUCUGCCCGCGCCCCGCCCCCCACGGGGCCCCCAGGACCGCGCGCGCCCGCCCUUGACCGCGGCAGGAGAGUGCCCCGAGCAAACCCCAGUUCGUCCGGGUGCCCGCUGCCCACGUAUUCGGGACAGAGGGCAGCUCCGGGCGCCGGAGGGCAACGCGUCCGCCCCCGGGACCCGCCCCGCAGCCCCCGAGGGUGCAGAGCGCCGGAGCGGGAGGGGAGCGGCGGGGCGGGGAGGCGCCGCGGGGGCAGGAGGAAGGCAGGGCGGGUGGGGCAGGGCGGCCGCCUCCAGAGUCCGGCCCGGCCCUCCCGCGCCUCUCCCCCGCGCCCGGGACGGCGGCAGACGGGGCGCCCGCGGGUGAGGGCUGCAUGGGGCCCCCGCGCGGCCCGCUCUUCUGGCUGCUGCUCCUGCUCACGGCUGCCUGCUCGGGGAUCCUCUUCGCUCUGUACUCCUCGGCGGUGGGGCCCUACCCGGGGCCCCGGUCUGGAGCCAGGAACGCCACAUCGUCCCGAGUGUUCUUUGGACGCAAGGCAUCAAACGCUGAGACGGGAAAGAGCCCGCACUGCCAGCACUCGCUCUACCUGGCCAUCCAGAAGCACCCCCGCUUCCGGGCCCUGUUCAAUCUCUCCACUCCAGUGCUGCUCUCGGGGGGCCUCUUCACCCAGCAGCUCUGGGACAGCCUGAGCCGGCACAAAGCCCCCUAUGGCUGGCGGGGGCUCUCCUUCCAAGCCAUCAACUCCACCCUGCGCCUCCUGAAUGACUCCGAGAGCUCCCAGCUGUUUGCUGCCUCCAGGAAGCCGCUUUCAAACUGCAUUCGCUGCGCAGUGGUGGGGAAUGGAGGCAUCCUGAAUGGUUCGCGCCAGGGUCAGAACAUCGAUGCCCAUGACUACGUGUUCAGACUCAAUGGCGCUGUGAUCAAAGACUUCGAGAAGGAUGUGGGCACCAAGACCUCCUUCUAUGGUUUCACUGUGAACACCAUGAAGAACUCCCUCAUCUCCUACGGGAGCCUCGGCUUCACCUCUGUACCACAAGGCCAGCAGGACCUACGCUAUAUCUUCAUCCCCUCUGACAUCCGCGACUACGUGAUGCUGAGAUCGGCCAUUCUGGGUGUGCCUGUCCCUGAGGGCCCUGACAAAGGGGACAGCCUCGCCCCUACCGCGUGCACCGCCGCAGGCCCAGCGCCUCCCCUCUCACCUCGCUCCCCCACCUGUCCUUCGACGGCCCGGGCCGCUCUGUCCACUUCUUUCAUGGGUCCUAGGCCUCAGACUUAUUUCGGACCAGAAGCCUCUGCUGGGAAAUUCAAGCUACUGCAUCCAGACUUCAUCAGCUACCUGAAGGAGAGGUUUUUGAAGUCAAAGUUGAUUAACACAAAUUUUGGAAACCUAUAUAUGCCGAGUACUGGGGCCCUCAUGCUGCUGACGGCUUUGCACACCUGUGACCAGGUUAGUGCCUAUGGAUUCAUCACAAGCAACUACUGGAAAUUUUCUGACCACUACUUUGAGCGAAUAAAGAAGCCACUGAUAUUCUACGUCAACCACGACCUGUCCCUGGAAGCCACCUUGUGGAAAAGCCUGCACAAGGCUGGCAUCCUUCGACUGUACCAACGCUGACCCUCAAGGACCUGCAGAGCUGUGGCCCUCACCCCCCACGCGGCCGGAGCUGCCCUGACUGUUCAGUCUCUGAGAAGGGCUCCGACUUUCUCCUCCAGAGGACAUGAAGAGUGGACUGGUGGCCGUCACUGGGGCGUGUCCAUUGCGGGUCACCCUCAUUUCGGUCUUGGUUCCUCCAAGUCUCCCUUCAGGGUCUGAGACAGACAUCCUGACCCUGGAGAAGGGAGGGCCGCUCUGCUGGGCAUCUCACGGCGGAAGGGAACACCAGAGGAGACUGGGAGCCUCCCCAGCAAAGGGCCAGCAUACUUCAGAGUGAAGGAUCUUCGAAGCCAGCAGCUGGCACCGGGCCACCGGAGGGGAGCAGCCGCGGCAUCCCCACCGACCAGCAGUAGCCUGGGCGCACACGCGCUCCCCAGCCGACCCCUCCCACCAGCAUGUCCAGCUCACAGACUCCAAAGCAAUUAGACUCUCAGACAUACCUAAACCACCUGAGGACACCCCCACUUCCUUCUGCCCCAGGAUGUGACGGAAUGGGAGCACACACAAGGCAGAAUGUAAUCUGAAGCCGGUUAAUUGCAUAAAUGAUGGAUGACCAUUUUUGUCUUUUGUGUGUGCUGGGGGGCGUAAAAGGGGGACCUGGGGCAGGACAACCCAGGAACCGUGAGCGAGUCCUGGUAUUGACCGGGGUCAACAGCACAGAAGGCUGCUUGCCGGAGGGACAUCCCACUGGAGACCGGCCACUGCCUUGCCACCCGGAAAUCAUCAGCAGAUGGCCCUUCAGCUUCACAUCAGGGCUUUAAUAAAUUUGGACUCAGUU